UGGGAUUAAGACUUACCGCUAUCGGAGCGACAGCGCUAUCGGCUAUAUACAAGGAGGGACUCAAAAAGUAGAUGAGAGCCGUCCUUCGCUUGUCCAUAGCACGUUUCACUCAGUUCUGUCAUUUGAGAUUGCAAGUUCGAUAGCCCAUUGUAAAUUUCCUGGGCACCAUGUCGACCUCCACAACUAGCAAUGGCUCCGGAAACUCGGAGAUGACUCUGACCUUUCUGGGAUGCGGUAAUCUCGGUAUCGCAAUUUUAGGCGGUGUUCUGGCAGCAGUUACUGAAGCCAAAAAGAACCCCAACCAAGCCCAGUCGUCCUCCGAGGACUUGCCGUCUCAGACACCUACGAAGUUUAUCGCCUGUGUUCGGCGAUCCGCGAAGCGUGUACAAGAUGCGGUCAGCGCAUACCCUGACUUCCCAGUGAAGAUCCUGCAGAAUGACAACGUCACCGGUGUGAAGGAGGGAGAUGUCAUUAUCCUGGGCUGCAAGCCGUACAUGGUCAAGGACAUCCUGGACGUCCCAGGCAUGCGGGAAGCCCUCAAGGGCAAGCUGCUUAUCAGUAUCCUGGCUGGUGUUCCCGAGAAGCAGAUCGAGGAUGUGCUCUACCCAGAUGACUCGAUUCCGGCAGAGAAUAGAUGCAGAGUUGUUCGCGCUAUGCCUAACACUGCUGCCUUUGUCCGGGAAUCGAUGACCGUCAUUGGAAUUCAGAACCCGCCUCUCCCAGACGAUCUGAAUAAACUGGUGACUUGGAUCUUCACACGGAUUGGUCGCGUGGUGCAGCUACCACCGUCUAACAUGGAUGCAUGCACUGCGUUGGCAGGAUCGUCGCCGGCUUUAUUGGCACUGGCUCUUGAAGGCAUCGCUGACGGCGCUGUGGCAAUGGGCAUCCCUCGUGCAGAGGCCCAGCUUAUGGCCGCUCAGGUCAUGAAGGGAACUGCUGGUUUGGUCUUGAACGGAGAACACCCAGCUAUUCUCAAGGAGAAGGUCUCUUCCCCAGGUGGAUGCACUAUCGGUGGACUGCUCGUCCUGGAGGAGAACGCUGUAAGAGGCAGCUAUGCUCGCUCAAUCCGAGAAGCAACUGUUGUUGCUAGCCAGCUCGGACAAGGUGUUAAGAAUGUUAAUGGCACUCGAUUCUAGAGCGACGGGUACCAUAUAAAGGUCAUAGAUCUCAUUGCUAUGAUUUCAUAAAAACCCCUCACUUUUAGGGACGAAUAAUGUUCGUUACUUACCGAGAAGUCAUCACGAGAUUUUAUAUUUGACUGUCGGCUACGUUACCGAUGGAUAGAGAAUACCCCAAAUCAUAGC
Molecule: messenger RNA, 1304 nt
Organism: Paecilomyces variotii
Lineage: Eukaryota; Fungi; Ascomycota; Eurotiomycetes; Eurotiales; Thermoascaceae
Product: pyrroline-5-carboxylate reductase
Exons: 2
Coding region: 168-1136 (322 amino acids)
Biological process (GO): L-proline biosynthetic process
Molecular function (GO): pyrroline-5-carboxylate reductase activity
Source: RefSeq, a predicted model, not a curated record